AAUUGAAGAAAAAGGACUGGAACCGCUAAAGGAUAUUAUAGAAAAAAUAGGAGGAUGGCCAAUGGCAAUGAGUAAAAAGGCCUGGAGCAAAAAAGAAGUACCGUGGCAGAAAGUGGCUCAAUAUUAUGCCAGUAUUGUUGGCAGCUAUAGUUUAUUUACAAUUGGUAUCCAACCAGAUGCUGCAAAUUCCAACGUUCAGAUCAUCUCGAUUGAUCAACCGAGUGAUUCGCUGAUUGAAAAGCGAUCGUUGGGUGAAAAGGAGAAUGGUAUUCGUUUGAGAAAAUAUUAUGAUACUGAAUAUGAUGAAAACGAUGAUAGUGAUGAAGAUGAUGGAGAUGGUUUGGGAUAUGCUGCUCUUAUUAUAAAUGUUGCUUCUUCUUAUGCAUCAGUUACUGGAGAAACUCCUGCUAAUGUCAUCCUUGAUACAAUCAGAUUGCUGCAAUUUGUAGGAGCUUUAGACGAGGAUGCUAAGAUGUUGCUUCAAUCUUUAAGAAAACCCUGUAAUUGA
Molecule: messenger RNA, 508 nt
Organism: Belonocnema kinseyi
Lineage: Eukaryota; Metazoa; Arthropoda; Insecta; Hymenoptera; Cynipidae
Exons: 3
Coding region: 62-508 (148 amino acids)
Source: RefSeq, a predicted model, not a curated record